AUGGCUUCAGUAUCUUCGUUCCCCACCAUCAAGCACGUGCGCUCAUUCAUCAUUCAGGGUGUUGGUUCUGGAGGCGACUAUCACAAUGUGAAAGGUGGUCACUGGCUCGUGGACAGCUCGAUAUCGACACCAAUGGCAAAAUGGGAACAGUAUCGUGCAUCGAGAACCAGCUGGGGUAUCAAUGUUUUGGGUUCGUUCUGUGUCGAGAUUGAGUCGAGUGAUGGAACCAAGGGAUUUGCUACUGGAUUCGGAGGACCACCAGCAUGCUGGCUUGUUCACCAGCACUUUGAGCGCUUUUUAAUCGGAAGCGACCCCCGUGAUAUCAACGAUAUGUUCGAGAAAAUGUACCGCGGCUCCAUGUUCUACGGUCGUAAGGGUAUCGCAACUGCUGUCAUAUCUGUCAUUGAUUUGGCCUUGUGGGAUCUUUUGGGUAAAAUUCGCAAAGAGCCAGUUUACAAAAUGAUUGGCGGUGCCACUCGCAAGAGACUACACUUUUACUGCACUGGACCUCAACCCGCAAUUGCAAAGGAAGCCGGGUUCAUUGGCGCCAAGGUUGCUCUUCCUUACGGACCAGAUGAAGGUAUCGAUGGUUUGAAACGAAAUAUUGAGUACCUUCGCAAACAUCGGGAAGCUGUUGGCCCUGAUUUUCCUCUCCGCGUGGACUGCUACAUGUCGUUGAACGUACCCUACACGAUCGAGCUCGUCAAGCGCGCCGAGGCAGAGGGAUUGCACAUUGACUGGUGGGAGGAGUGCCUUAGCCCCGACGACUUUGACGGCCACGCUCUUCUUAAGCAAGCUCACCCAACUGUCAAAUUCACCACUGGCGAACACGAAUACUCCAGAUACGGAUUUAGAAAGUUGAUCGAGGGACGCAACUUGGACAUCAUCCAGCCCGACGUCAUGUGGCUCGGUGGUCUUACUGAGUUGCUCAAAGUCUCUGCCAUGGCAGCUGCCUACGAUAUCCCCGUCGUUCCCCACGCCUCCGGAUCCUACUCCUACCACUUCGUCGUAUCUCAACCCAACACCCCUUUCCAAGAAUAUCUCGCCAAUUCCCCUGAUGGCAAGACUGUGGAACCUGUGUUUGGAAACCUGUUUUUGAAUGAACCCAUCCCGACCAAGGGUUAUCUUGACCUCACUGAACUUGACAAGCCCGGUUUUGGUCUUGAGUUGAACCCAGCUGCUCCGUUGAUUCCUGCCUCCGCGCUUCUCAACCCUGCGCCCGCGAAGAGUCUGCCAGCACCGACCGCGGAGGAGCCAUCUCAAGAGCAGGCCAACGGCAAUUAA
Messenger RNA from Talaromyces amestolkiae, 1284 nucleotides. RefSeq lists its product as uncharacterized. NCBI's taxonomy places the organism in Eukaryota, Fungi, Ascomycota, Eurotiomycetes, Eurotiales, Trichocomaceae. The record is from RefSeq and is a predicted model, not a curated record. Gene Ontology annotation, molecular function: L-rhamnonate dehydratase activity; magnesium ion binding. The transcript is spliced from 3 exons. Bases 1 to 1284 code for a protein of 427 amino acids. Gene Ontology annotation, biological process: carbohydrate catabolic process.